Caenorhabditis sp. 36 PRJEB53466 is the source of this 2786-nucleotide messenger RNA. The record is from the annotation of a GenBank genome assembly. NCBI's taxonomy places the organism in Eukaryota, Metazoa, Nematoda, Chromadorea, Rhabditida, Rhabditidae.
AUGCGACGAGCAGUCUCAAAGAUCACUGGAAAUCGGAUUCUGUAAGGGUUUGUGACUCAAUUUGCCUGUCCAUGAAGAACUCUUCAUUUGCAAUAACUAAACCUGUUAGAAUAUUUCGCAACGUUUCCCAAUCUGAUUCAGAUUUACUCGGUUCAUCUCCACAAGCAGUCCUUUCAAAGAGGAAAUCAACAAAGAACUGCUAGAGAGCAUCAAGCAGCGAAUCGAACGGAAUCGUCGAAUUCUCCAGAAGCACUCUUCGUCCCAUCUCAAGUAAAUUUUGUCAUUUUCUUUCUUUUUUCCAUUUCAUUUGCAGAGCCCGUGAACUGAACGCUUCUCUUUCGAAUCUCCGUCAGUCGAUGGCUUCGGUUCAGAAGAAGCAGAAGGCGGCCCAUGAACCGCCGGCCAAUUCUAUCGUCAACAUUCCCAGCCAGGUGUCCAUCGAAGUGCUCGGCAAUGGAACGGGCCUUCUCCGCGCGUGUUUCAUUCUGAGAACUCCGCUCAAGACGUACAUGUUCAACUGCCCGGAAAACGCGUGCCGCUUCCUGUGGCAACUUCGGAUCCGCAGCUCCAGUGUAGUCGAUCUGUUCAUUACCUCGGCCAAUUGGGAUAACAUUGCCGGCAUCUCAUCUAUCCUCCUCUCGAAGGAAGCGAAUGCGAUGUCGACUCGGCUGCACGGAGCAAUGAAUAUCAAACACUUUCUGGAGUGUAUUCGUCCGUUUCAAGACUCGGAUUACGGUAAUUGCAAGUAUCCGUCGCAAGUGGAAGAACGACCGUACACGAUGGGAAACUAUGAGGAUGCGGGACUGAAAGUGUCGUAUAUUCCGCUCAGCCCUCCUUUGGAUAUGGGAAAGAAAGAGAAGGAGAGCAAUGCGAACGACGUGGACAUUGCCUUUCUCAUCGAAAUGAAAGAGGCGGCGAGACGAAUCGACGCGGCCAAACUGAUGGAAUUGAAAGUGCCGAAAGGACCAUUGAUCGGGAAACUGAAGUCAGGAGAAGCAGUUACUCUUCCGGACGGACGGACGAUCCAGCCGGAUCAAGUAUUCUCGAAUCAUACGGUCGAAGGGGAGAAGCCGAUUCUUCUGGUGGCAGAAUGCAGUUCGGAGGCUCACGUCAGAGCUCUUCUCGACUCGACAGCCAUCCAACCAUUUCUGAACGGAAAGAGAAAAUUGGACUACGUAAGUACUUCUGAAGUGAAAUGUUUUCUUUAUCCAUUUUACACAUUUUCAGAUGGUUCAUCUUAGCGCUGAUUCAGUCCUAAACACUCUAACUUACAAGGAAUUGAUGGGGAAACUGAAAUCCACAAAUACGACGCAUCUUUUGAUCAACGGAGGAAACCCAGUUAUUCCGGCCGUCGAAAGUGUCUACAAGUGAGCAUCCUUGUUGUUUUCUCCUUUGUAAUCGUUUUGUUUCCUCCAGACAUACUCGUCUGCUCCGUUCCAUUUCUCCGUCACUAUUUCCUGCUCUGCAUCCUCUGGAUUGGAGUGGAAUCAUCACUCAAAACGAAGAAUUGGCUCGGAAAGAUGGGCAGUUCAUCCGCGUGGCACCUAUGCAGCGAUACUGGAUGAGAAGGGGAAAUUCGAUGAAUGAGGAACCACUCAUCAAUAACUUGCUGGCGGCCGAACCAGAAGUAUCUGACAAAGCAAAAGAGCUCAUAGCUGAAUAUCAGAACAUUGAAGCCGGAAUCUCGAAGGACUGCGAGUUUCCCAAGAUUACUUUCUUCGGGACGUCGUCCGCGGUUCCAUCCAAAUACCGAAACGUGACUGGAUAUUUGGUUGAAGGAUCCGAGGAAAGCGCCCUUUUAGUGGAUGUCGGAGAGGGCACAUACGGACAAAUGAGAGCAGUUUUCGGGGAGGAAGGAUGCAAACGACUGCUAGUGAGCCUGCAUUGCGUAUUGGUCACUCAUGCCCAUCAGGACCACAUGAACGGACUCUACACAAUUGUGGCGAGAAGAAAAGAGGCGUUCAAAUCGCUUGGCAUUCCGUACAGACCACUUGUUCUCGUGUGCAAUCGAAAUGUGCUGAAACCGUUGAAAACGUAUUCAAUCUGCUUCGAAGACAUCGAAUCCCUUUUGGAUAUUGUUGAUAUCUCCAGACAUCCCCUGACUCCCCCGGCUAGUCCAAAUGGACCGCCUGGAAAACGUCCAAGACUACCGAGUCCGCAUCUUCCGCCGAGCAGAGACAUUCUUUCUGAUUUGCCAAUCAGUUUUAAUAAAGAUCUGUGGAAACUGGAGGAGUUGAAGGCGGUUCAAGUGCAUCACACUCGGAUGGCCAAUGGAUUCGUGAUGAAAGUGGCCGGAAAGAGAAUCGUGUUCUCUGGAGAUACGAAACCGUGUGAUUUGCUCGUGGAGGAAGGACAGGGAGCAGAUGUUCUCGUGCACGAAUCCACUUUCGAAGACGGGCACGAGGCGGACGCAAUGAGGAAACGGCACUCAACAAUGGGGCAAGCAGUGGACGUCGGCAAGAGAAUGAACGCGAAGAACGUGAUUCUGACUCACUUCAGUGCGAGAUAUCCGAAGGUCCCAGUGCUUCCGGAGUACCUGGACGAGCUCAACAUCGGCGUGGCGAUGGACAUGCUCAGAGUCCGAUUCGACCACCUGCCGCUCGUCUCAAAACUUCUUCCAGUUUACAGGUAACACGAACAAUACUGACUGACCCACCAAAUUCAUAAUAUUCAGGGAAGUAUUCGUAUCUGAGCUGUUCGAAUUGACAAUUAAGAAAGAGCAACGGGUUCUGAAAGACAAAGAAUCGUCGGAAGGAGCGAAGAAAGGACAGAAGAGAGCACACUGA